AGCUGUGUAGGCUAUGCCAUUUUCCUCUGCAGAGCUGAAAAAACAGGAAGAGGAAGACCAGCUUGUGGUAACGAAUCUAAAAUCAGCAAUGUUAAGGUUCGUGACUGCCACUGGUAGCUGUGCUAAUUGUGCAAACAGUGGGUGCAUGAAGGGUUUAAUGGUUGAUUAAAUGAGUGUGGCAGGAUGGAAGGUAUCUGUGGUGAUAAGAGAUGGUUACUCCCUCUAGCUCUAAUACAUCAAAAUAUGAGUAAACAAUGCCACACUCACUGUAUUAGCUUAUUAGCUGAAUGUGAGCUGGAUAUUGAUUUUAGUUUGCAUUUCGGCUUGUAUGAAAAGACAGUUCAUUUGAAAUCACUCUUUGAAAAUGGAUGUUUUUGCUGCCCAGUGAUUGAGGUGUGCCCUGCAUGUGUAUGUGUGUGUGCAUACACGUGUCAGGCUAGAUAUGACUCAAAAAUUUCAUGUGGGCUGGAUUUCCUUUGUGUUUUAUGCAUUGAGCAGGACAAAGCUGUGCUGGCAGCAGACACCCCGAUGCCACAUCACUCGAUGUUCCAUACCAACAUGUUCAGCGGCCAUGCUAAUGUCUGGAUUCCAGGUCUUCUUCCUCCUCCUAACCCUCAGCUCCCUCUCACCCCUGUUUUAUUACAGCUUUUUUGGCCAAAAGUUGCAUGUGCAGCAAUAUCAUCAAGGUGUUCUUCAGAAAAACAUCAGCAUCCUGCUGUGGCACUGGCCAUUCGGCCACUCCUAUAGACUCAGUGGAGACAAAUGCCUCACCAUGUUUAACAUCAGCCACUGUUCCCUCACUGAUAACACCUCCACCUUCUCCACUGCUGAUGUUGUUGUGUUCCACCAUCAGGAGCUGAGCAGAGGUCUGUCAUCUCUGCCUCUGCACCUGGAUCGACCUGCUUCUCAGCACUGGGUGUGGCUCUCCAUGGAGCCUCCUGUCAACAAUGCAAACCUCUCACGGUUCAACGGCCUCUUCAACUGGACGAUGAGUUACAGACGUGAUGCAGAUAUAUUCAUUCCAUAUGGAAAAACCAUCAUGAAACGCGAUGACCUAGGCUUCCAGGCUGUGUCAAACCGCUCCUGCCUUGUCAGUUGGGUGGUCAGCAAAUAUCGGCCUCAGCAGGCUCGGGCUGGUAUUUACGAAAGUCUAAAGAAGUAUAUACCCAUAGAGGUGUACGGCAAAUGGAACAAGAAACCUCUAUCUGACAAGAAAUUGUUGCCAACCAUUGCAAAGUGUCUAUUUUACCUGUCUUUCGAAAACUCUGAGGCAAAAGACUACAUCACAGAGAAGCUCUGGAGGAAUGCCUUUCAAGCAGGGGUCAUACCGGUGGUUCUGGGCCCAAGCAGGGCCACCUAUGAGGCCGUUGCUCCCCCGCAUUCCUUUAUUCAUGUGGCUGAUUUCAAGCACACAGCAGAUCUAGCUACCUAUCUGAAACAUGUUAUUGCAGACAGGCAGACAUAUGAGAUGUACUUCAAGUGGCACCGCACUCACAGAAUCAAAACCUACACUGACUGGAGAGAAAGACUGUGUCAGAUCUGUGUCAAAUAUCCCAAUUUACCAGUCAAUAAAGUCUACCAGGACCUGGAGAGAUGGGUUAACAACUAAGAUUUUAUCUCUCUGUGCAUUCAGGUCAAUGAUGUGUUUUGAUUGGGGCUGCUAAUACGACUGGGUUAAAAAACAGUUUGAUGUACGCGUCUUGUUCAGCAGUGCAGCUUUGGGAAACAGAGAGGAACUGCAAACCACAGAAACUGUUUUGACGGUGUUGGCUGUGCCCUGUACAAAAUGCUGAAGAGGGAACUUUGUGUAAUCAUAAAUAAACGUGUUCCAUUUGUUUUAA
This is a messenger RNA of Amphiprion ocellaris (clown anemonefish), 1841 nucleotides long. Its product is annotated as fucosyltransferase 7. The transcript has 2 exons. Gene Ontology annotation, cellular component: membrane. Gene Ontology annotation, molecular function: alpha-(1->3)-fucosyltransferase activity. The record is from RefSeq and is a predicted model, not a curated record. Lineage: Eukaryota; Metazoa; Chordata; Actinopteri; Pomacentridae. The coding region runs from base 443 to 1609 and encodes 388 amino acids.